Arabidopsis thaliana (thale cress) is the source of this 2904-nucleotide messenger RNA. Its product is annotated as alpha/beta-Hydrolases superfamily protein. Bases 675 to 1850 code for a protein of 391 amino acids. The transcript has 6 exons. The record is from RefSeq and is marked reviewed. Lineage: Eukaryota; Viridiplantae; Streptophyta; Magnoliopsida; Brassicales; Brassicaceae. Gene Ontology annotation, molecular function: catalytic activity.
GUGGGCUUUUUACGUUUAGGUCCUCUUGUUCAUCCAAUGAUCUUUAGUUUUUGUCCAAUAGAUUGUGUAGGUGAGAACUGAGAAUGAGAAGUCAGGAAUUCAUCACCAUUUUUUUUUUUAAUUUGUUUUACAAACAAAGACAAAACACUGUUGAAUCAUCUAACCUUGCCGUUUAAUUUAGAAAAAACAGAACAAAAAUGUCAGAACUUUUGUGUAGUUGAUGUUAUUCUUCUGUCUGAUUAGUAGGAAGCAACAAUGAAUUUAAACACCACAUGCAUCUUCUUUUUGAACCAACCAAAGCAGACUCUCUCAACAUUAUCUCUCAGCGACAAGUUUAGUUCAGAUUCCUCUAGAACCCAUUUUCAGAUGUCUCGUCAGAUUUCCGGCCAACCCUCUCGCCGUCUCAUCGUCUCCAAUGCUGCUUCUUCUCCUUCUCUCUCUGGUGGCUUCCCAGGUAACUACCAUAUUGAGGUUUCUUGACUCACCUAUGAGAUUUAGUAUUCUGCUAAUUGUGGAACAUUUGAGCUUAUAGUUCCAAUUGGAUGAAAUUAGAUUUGAGUAAUCUCUCUGUGUAUCACAAAUUGUUCCUUUUUCUCCCAUAAAGAUCUAAUUUUAUAUGAGUAAUCUUCUUGUUUCAUGAAUAUUUAGAUGCUGGAGCACAUAGUAAAGAGGAGAUGGAAGCUGAAACAGAACAGGAUCCAAUGAACCUAGCUGAUCCAGACAGUUGUUUCUGUGAGUUUCAAGGUGUUCAUAUACACCACAAAGUGUUAGAUCCACAUACACUCUCUGAUGAUGUUUCAAACACAAGCCCUCAUGCUCAAGAAACACCAAAAACCAAGUUUCCGAUGAUUCUAUUGCACGGUUUCGGCGCUUCUGUGUUCUCCUGGAACAGAGUUAUGAAGCCAUUAGCUCGUCUCGUUAGUUCAAAAGUUCUUGCCUUUGAUAGACCAGCAUUUGGUUUGACUUCUCGGAUUUUUCACCCGUUUAGUGGUGCUACCAAUGAUGCAAAACCAUUGAAUCCCUACUCCAUGGUGUAUUCCGUGCUCACUACGUUGUAUUUCAUCGAUGUUCUUGCUGCCGAUAAGGCGAUUCUUGUGGGGCAUUCUGCUGGUUGCCCUGUAGCUUUAGAUGCUUACUUUGAAGCCCCGGAGCGUGUUGCUGCUCUCAUUCUCGUCGCUCCAGCUAUAUUCGCUCCCCGUCCUGUGGCCACAACUGAUGCUGGAGAGAACCGUGACAAAGAAGCUCCCACUAGCAACUUUCUAGGGACUCUAGUUGAGUUAACCAAAGGUGUUAUAAGAGCAGUAUUGAGAGUGGUAACGGGAAUGGCGAAUAUGCUGAGUUCUCUCUACAAGAAAGCUUUAGCAGCUUUCCUCAGAUCCUUCCUUGGAGUAAUGCUGGUGAGGAUGGCAAUCAAUAAAUUUGGAGUAACAGCUGUUAGGAACGCGUGGUAUGACUCAAAACAAGUGACGGAUCAUGUCGUGCAGGGUUAUACAAAGCCUCUUAAAGCCAAGGGAUGGGACAAAGCUCUCGUGGAAUUCACGGUGGCUACACUAACAGAUAAUAAUGGCUCAGAGAAAAAACUCCCAUUGUCUAAAAGGCUUCAAGAAAUCAAAUGCCCUGUUCUGAUUGUGACGGGAGAUACGGACCGUAUUGUGCCAGCAUGGAACGCAGAGAGGCUGGCACGAGCCAUACCGGGAUCAGUGUUCGAAGUAAUUAAGAAAUGUGGUCAUCUUCCUCAAGAGGAAAAACCAGAUGAAUUCAUAUCUAUUGUUGCAAAGUUUCUAGGGAAUGCUUUUGGAGGGUCACAACAACAAGACGUGGACUUGAAGUUCCAAGGCAUUGUAUCAUGAAGUAUAACUAUAUAUUUUAGCUCAAUCAAGACUAAAUUUUAGAGAGAUUCUUCAUGUUAUUGGACCUGAAGAAACAAAUGUCGACAAUAUCAAAGACUAGAUAGAUAUAGAAUAAAAUAACCGAGAGACAUUGAUUCUUCAACAGAUUGAUAUAUAAGCGAGAAUAAUACACCAUGUGGUGCUUCUUGCGAGUGCGGGCAAGUUUUGCAGAGUCCAGUUGAUUAGCUUGGAGCUUGAAGCUGGCUUGAAGCUCCAACUCGUCAAGCCAACGCAAAGUUUCUGGAAGAACAAAGUCGGCAACAUUUUGAAACUCAAAGCGAGGGGUGCAAAGGACUGUGCAGUCUUCCUCAGCCAAGAGGGCGACAUGCUUCUUGUUCGUCAGAGUAGCAGCAGUCUCAUCUUCCAGAUUCUUCUCAUUCGCCUGAGCCAUGUACUGCCUGAACUUUUCGAGAUAAGCCAAACUAGGGGCGCAUCUCAUUGCAAUAGUAAACAUGUAACCAAGAGCAUCCACUUUCAGGCGCUUGCACUUGUCCAGUGAAUCACAAUCUCAUGCGGAUACUGUGAAUCAGUUUCCUUGCAUAUAGCAACUUGUUGGCGAGCAAGAGACAAGUGAGUAGGAUCAAAUCGCUGAUAGAGGAGGCCACCGGGAUGAGUUCGAUUGCGGGGAGGAAACUCUCUAGAAACCUUAGAGAGCAUAUGCAUAAAGGUUUUCCCUACGCACCUAACCGUCUCGACGGAAGUCUUAUGGAUAAGGUCAAACUUAGGGCAAGCCUUGGCCUCGAACCUGACAAAGAGUGAUCUCGUAAGGUCCUUGAGAGAAACAGAUACGAUGGCAUCAACAAAAUCCUUUUCAGUUAGAAGGACACUCAUCUUCUUGAAAAUCAUCAUCUCAUCCACCAUCUCUGCUUUAUCUAUCUGCACAAGUACGAGUCCAAAAUAUACAGGAAUAUCAAUCAUCAACUCAUCAUGUCUACAUAUGCAGCUAAAUUUCAAUUCUAUGCAAUGCAAACAGAGACCAUUGUUUUACCAAACCUAUGCUCUCACUUAUGUUUAU